AUGAGGGUCGACUCGCCUGCGAUCGCUCGAAGGGCUCAGGCGGUCUCUCCUGGGUCAUUGCACUCUGCUGCUUCUCCUGCUGAGUCGGUGAAGGCCUCGCCAGCGUCCAAGUACGAGCGGCUCGAAUCCAACAUCGGCGAAGGUACCUAUGGCAAGGUGCACAAGGCUCUUCACACCAAGUCCGCCCAAGUGGUCGCUAUAAAGAAAGCGAAGGUGUCGGCUGUGGACCGGGACGUUGGUGGAGUCGGCUUUACCGCCCUCCGAGAAAUCAAGGUGAUGAAAGCUGUGCGCCAUCCAAAUGUCAUGGGCUGCCUGGAUGUCUAUGCAGAACGCGGCAUCCUGCAUCUAGUAAUGGAGUUCAUGGAUGGUGACCUGAAGAAGGUCAUCGAGGACAAAGCUCUGGCACUCUCCGAGGCGCACUGCAAGUGCCUGGCGAAGCAAUUGCUGCAGGGCCUCAGUGCGCUUCACGAGCGCUUCUUCGUCCAUCGAGAUGUUACUCCAAACAAUGUUCUCCUUAACUUUCAGAGUGGAGUUGCCAAGCUGAGCGAUUUCGGCUUCGCAAGGAUCAUCGGCCAGGACAACGACAGGCCGAUGACUGGGUCUUGUACCACUCUCUGGUACCGUGCGCCGGAAUUGCUGUUCGGUGCGAAACACUAUGGUCAGGCUGUUGACAUCUGGAGCAGCGGCUGCGUCGUUGUGGAAAUGUUGAUGCGGGAGGCAAUGUUCCCGGGGCGCGGCGAGUUUGAGAUGCUGCAGAAGAUCAUUGAGCGGCGCGGGACGCCUUCGGAAGAAGUUUGGAAGGAUGUGUCUUCCCUGCCGAACUUCGUGGAGUUCACUCCCCACCCGAAGGCGCAGAUGGAUCAACUCCUCCCGAACGCGUCGCCGGCCUCCCAAGCUUUCGCAGACUUGCUGUUGACCUUGGAUCCCAAGCAGCGCCCCAGUGCUGCCGGGGCCUUGGCCCACGAAGCUCUGAAGAUGGCUCGACCCUUGCCGUGCGCGCCCAGCGAGCUCCCCUUCGUGAGAAGAAGCGGGAGAGCCCAGACAUGCCAUGCAGAGGGCCAGGGCAAGGAGACGGAGACGGAGACGGAGAGAGAACUUCGGAUCUUCGCGUGUUUCGACCUCCGCGAACAGGUGGAUAGACGAGACGAGGCUUCAGAGUUCAGCCUGAAGCGCUGCUGGGUUGCCAGGUCGUUUCAGGGGUGCCUGCUUAGAUGGGUUCCACGUUUUUGGACCCCGAUUCUACAAAGCCCGGUUGCAAGCAUGCCCACUGCGGCAGCUGCAAACAGCAACCGGGCCUGA
Molecule: messenger RNA, 1299 nt
Organism: Symbiodinium sp. CCMP2592
Lineage: Eukaryota; Dinophyceae; Suessiales; Symbiodiniaceae
Source: the annotation of a GenBank genome assembly